Molecule: messenger RNA, 1056 nt
Organism: Australozyma saopauloensis
Lineage: Eukaryota; Fungi; Ascomycota; Pichiomycetes; Serinales; Metschnikowiaceae
Gene: SWD3
Product: Swd3p
Exons: 1
Coding region: 1-1056 (351 amino acids)
Molecular function (GO): protein binding
Source: RefSeq, a predicted model, not a curated record
AUGCCUGAGCUGACAGAGUCGCCAUCUCAUAAAAAGACCCGGCUAUCAGCUGACGCUCAAUCACCGGAAUCUUCAAAUGAUGCGACAUCUCAACCUCCCAUUUACAAACUCAAGUACACAAUCUCUGGUAAAAACAUUGGCUCUCUAACUACUGUGAAGAUUUCUGCCGACAGCAAAAGACUAGCGGUAGCAUCAUCUUGUGGCACCAUCUGGGUCUACAAUCUCACAGACAACACACUUUGCGCGACAUUGACGGGACAUUCGAAAGGUGUUUCGGCCAUUGCAUUUUCGCCCAAUGACUCUUCUAUUUUGGCAUCCGGAUCAGACGACUUGUCAAUUCGUUUGUGGAACGUCGAGACGCAAAAGUGUUUGAGGAUCCUCAAGAAACACACGUAUCAUGUAACAACACUCCAGUUCAACACCAAGGGCAACAUUCUUGUCAGCGGAGCUGCAGACGAAACCAUAGUGGUGUGGGAUCUAGCCCAGGGAAAUAGUCUUCGCACUUUAUCGGCACAUUCCGAUCCUGUAAGUUGUAUCAGUUUGUCACCAGAUGAUUCAUUGAUUGCUAGCGCUUCUCAUGAUGGACUAAUGCGUCUUUUUGACACCGAGACAGGCCAGUGUUUGAAAACAUUAGUCUACAAUAGCACUUCUCAUGGUACGGCAACUGCAUCGACAAGUGACGUUGUAAAUUUGCCAAUCUCAAAUAUUCUCUUCUCCCCCAACGGCAAAUACGUUUUGAGCUCGAGUUUGGAUGGGAUAAUACGUCUAUGGGACUACAUGGGUAAUAAAGUAGUGAAGACAUAUUUGGGACCCGAAGGCGCAUUCAUCAGUAAAAAGUACAACAGCGGAGCGUGCUUCAUUACCAAAACGUCGAAUCCUUUAGUGGCUUCAGGUUCUGACCUGUUGGGUCUCAUAUUGUGGGAUCUCCAGAGUAAAAAAAUAGUGGGUCGGCUUGAUGGCGAUGCCACCAUAAUAGACGUUGCUACAAGCGAUGGAGGCUCAAUUCUAGCGAGCUGUGCAUUGACCGGAACCACUAACGUGUAUGAGUUGAUAUAA